AUGGCGCAACACGAUCCCAUUUUACUCUACGUGUCUCGUCUGUUGGAUCCACAGACGGCAGCCGAUGCGGCCGCUCUCUAUGCGUGGUGUCGGAGACUCGAUGAAAUUGUCGAUACACCUGAUGAUAACUCAGACAACUCCAAUACUACUACAAGAGCACAACUGGAAGAGUGGCAAGAUCGAUUGGACCAACUGUGGGACGGACGACCGGUGGAUGCCAUGGAUGCCGCACUCUACCAAUGUCUUCAACGACAACAAUUGGAUCGCACACCCUUUGACGACAUGAUUGCAGGCAUGAUGGCCGAUACAGUCAACCAUCCGCGACGCAUUGCCACCAUGGCCGACUUGGAAGAAUACGGCUAUCAAGUCGCUGGAACUGUGGGACUCAUGUUACUGCCUUUACUAAAUGCCAACAACACGACACUGGCGCAAGCACCGGCCAUUGCCUUGGGACAAGCCAUUCAACUCAUCAAUAUUUUGAGAGAUGCCACUCCCGAUGGUACCAUGGGACGUAUCUAUUUGCCCCAAGACUUGCUGCAAGCAAAGGGAGUCCUAGAAUCCGAUAUUUUGGCUGGCCAAUCCUCCCCCCAAUAUCAAGCUGUCGUGCAACAAGUGGCCCAUCGCGCCGAAGAACUCUUGCAAGCAGCCGAGCGAGGGAAGCAAUGUUUGCCCGGAUUGGGACCCCUCUUGGUACAAAUCAUUGUCGAACUCUAUCGGGGGUAUUUGGAUCAAUUGGAACGGCCAACCGAGAACGCGUCCGGAUCAGUACGCACUCAAGCUUGA
This is a messenger RNA of Seminavis robusta, 783 nucleotides long. The record is from the annotation of a GenBank genome assembly. Lineage: Eukaryota; Bacillariophyta; Bacillariophyceae; Naviculales; Naviculaceae.